AUGGCUUCCAACACUGAACAGGAGAUGCGUCUGUGUGGAAACUGUAAACGCAACAUCUCUGUGAUCAAUUUCACUAUUCAUGAGAUUCACUGUCAUCGUAAUAUCAGCAUAUGCAAGUUAUGCAAAGAGCCGAUUCCUACCAGCGACAUGGAGGAGCACUUUGCCGCAGAACAUGUCACGGUGACCUGUAAAUGUAAUAUGACCAUGGAGAAGAAUUUGCUGGAGGAGCAUGAGAACUCUGCUUGUCCCCUUCGCUUAAUAAAAUGCCAGUUUUGUGAGCUGGAGCUGGCCUGUAAAAAACUUGGAGAACACGAGGAGUAUUGUGGAGCUCGGACGGAGCGCUGCGAGAAGUGUGGAUCCAGUGUCAUGACCAAAGACCUAAUGGACCAUCCUACUGUGUGCGGCAAAAUACCUGAACCAAAAAAUAAAUAUCCCGAGUACGAAGGCGCAUGGUUUGACGACCUGCAACAUAGGAACUAUUUUACAGAUGAUAUGUUUUCUCGAAUGCCUAAACACGUGCCCAGUAGAUUUUAUGGGCGCUCUGUGUUAACACGAUCCCUAAAGACAUCCAAUGAGGAAGCGGAACGAAACAAGAGGAGAGAGCAGAACAGAGAGAUCACAUGGUCAGAUGGAUUUGAUGACAUCCCACCAGAGCUGUUGGAAGAAGAUGCAAUUAGUGUCCCGCCCUAUUCUGAUCUCUUCCAGCCUGUGACCCAUCAGAACACUACUGGCCUCAGCCCUGAGCCUGAAACUUCCUUCCCUAAAAGGGAUCCUAACUUCUGGAAAAAUAUCUGCUACCGUAAUGGUAGCUGUGAUCUGACUGCUGUCUGCCAGGAGUGCCAGGUUCUCAAAACUGGCUGCACAGAAGUAAAAAAUACUUUGGCAGUUGUCCCUCCAUCUGAGGGCACCCAGCUGCCAUGUGAGUUCUGUGAAGAGCUGUUCCCUGUGGAGGAUCUUAUUUUACAUCAGUCUGGAUGCCAACUUUCUGCUGCAUUCUCCAAUAGAAGAUCUUCCUCUAUUCCUAGAGAGAGUGUGAGAUCAUCCUCCCCACCUGUCCACAGUGCACAAAUGGUCCUCCUUCCCUGUGAAUUCUGCGGCGUAUUGCUGGAGGGGGAAAUCCUCUUCCAUCACCAGGAUCAGUGUGAAAGGUGUCCAGUCUCCGGAAAAAGCUCUUUUACACCAGAGCUGCUUCCUGAUGAUGCAACAUAUGACGAGAAGCCAUACGAAACUUAUGAAUCUCCAGCAGUUACCCCUUCCCGCCAUGGUCCCACAACAGCAAAAAUUGACACCGGUGUUGGGACUAACCGGUACCUGAUGAGGGAGAGUGCGGCUAGACCUCCACAUCCUACGAGAAAUACAUUUCUAGCAGACAAUCCGUACCGGCAGCCAAGGAUGAACAAUAGCCUGCGUAACUCUAACCUGGAGGACACAAGAAAAAGAAACAUGGAAGAGAAUAUGAGGCUCUUUAAGAACCAGGACCAUGACAACCGGUCUGCUAGAGGAGCAUCCAACAGGACUAAUGGCUCCAGAAGCAAGGAGACAAAUAAGAAGAUAAAUCCUGGAGAUGUUAAGGAAGAAUAA
This is a messenger RNA of Nanorana parkeri, 1581 nucleotides long. It is a transcript of the gene TRAFD1, whose product is annotated as TRAF-type zinc finger domain containing 1. The record is from RefSeq and is a predicted model, not a curated record. Lineage: Eukaryota; Metazoa; Chordata; Amphibia; Anura; Dicroglossidae. The coding region runs from base 1 to 1581 and encodes 526 amino acids. The transcript has 12 exons.